Messenger RNA from Eimeria acervulina, 7154 nucleotides. Its product is annotated as zinc finger (C3HC4 RING finger) protein, putative. Gene Ontology annotation, cellular component: nucleus; SWI/SNF complex. Gene Ontology annotation, biological process: regulation of transcription by RNA polymerase II. The record is from RefSeq and is a predicted model, not a curated record. Gene Ontology annotation, molecular function: transcription coregulator activity. The transcript is spliced from 4 exons. The annotation marks the transcript as partial. NCBI's taxonomy places the organism in Eukaryota, Apicomplexa, Conoidasida, Eucoccidiorida, Eimeriidae.
AUGGCCCCCAACUCGCCCCAGCAGCCGAAGCAGAAGCAGCAGCAGCAGCAGCAGCAGCAGAAGCAGCAGCGGCGACAGAAGGCCCCAGCUUCAAGCUCUCGUCAUGCUUGGAGCCUAGGCAGCAGCAGCUUUGGAGGUAGCACUCAAUUAGAAUCUAUUUUCUCUCAUUAUGCACACAGCAGCAACACAGUAGGAGCAGCAGCAACAGCAGCAGCAGCAGGGUAUAUCCCUCCUCCUGCUCCUGCUGCUGCUGCUGCUGCUGCUGAUUUGCCUGCAGAGGCUCAUGUUGCUCUCACCCGACUUACAAAGAAAGACAGCCUCACCCGCAGCAAGGGGCUGCAGCAGCUGCAGCAGCUGCUGCAGCACCAGCUGGAUGCUGCUGCUGCUAAGCUGCUGCUGCCGCAGCUUGUCUUUGGCUAUCGUUGUAUUGCAGUAGGGGACUCGGAGCAGCAAAAUAGAGCAGCAGCGAACAUUUGUUUGCUGCUGCUAAUCCGCAAGCUAAGAAAACAGAUAGCACCGCAGCUGCAGCAGCUGCUGCCUCUGUGGCUGUGCUCGCUGCACGACCCCUCCAGGCCUGCUGCUGCUGCUGCUGCUGCUGCUCUACAGGAAGCCUUUCCUCUUUCAGAUGUCUCCGUUGCGCAGCAGCAGCAGCAGCAGUUGCUGCAACAGCAGCUGCAGCAACAAACCACACCUACCGAACAAACUGCAGCAGACGCAGCAGACGCUGCAGCAGCAGCAGCAGAAACAACGAACAGCACCAGUGAUAAUGGCAGCAGCAGCGAUCCCAGCAGCAGCAGCAGUAGCAGCAGCAGCAGGAAGGGGCUUGAGCGACGUGUUGCUGUCCUGGAGCACUGCAAGACGGCGUUAUUGGUGGGGCUGCAGCAGCAGCUGCUGCUGCCAGAGCAGCAGAAGCAGCAGAAGCAGCAACUUGCUGCUGCUGCUGCUGCCAGCAGCCGUCCUCUAGAAGAGACUCCGCAGCAGCGCAUCGACAGACACCUCAUCUGCGCUCUGUUUGCUGCUGCAGAUGUCGUUCCAGCAACAGCACUUGCUGCUGUCCUUGCUGCUUUUGCUGCUGCGGGUGUACCGCUGCCUUCGCCGCCAGCAGCAGCGGCAGCAGCAGCAGCACCAGCAGAAGCAACAGCAGCAGCAGCGGAAGAGUGUUUUGCUGCAGUCACUGCAGCACUUGCUGAUGCUGCACUGUGUGCUGCUCCGGGGACAGGUCUCUCCUCAGCCCUCUGCGGCCCCACAGCAGCAGCAGCAGCAGCAGCAGCAGCAGCAGCUCCAGCUGCAGCAGCAGGGGCCCUUGCUGCUGCUGCACCUGCUGCUGCUGCUGCUUCCAGUUGCUGCGGCCACUUGCUGCGCUCCACGCGGCUGCUGCUGCAGCACUUCCUCCCCCCAGGAUACGGAGACGUACAGCAGCAGCAGCAACAGCAGCAGCAGCAGCACAUGAAGAAGAGUUCGCCGCAGCGUCAGGUGCUCAAUUUGCUGCACAAGUUGCUGGCCCUAGCACGACAUGGAGCGUUGCAUCCGCGUUUGCUGCUGCACACCGCGGAGGGCAGGGCCUUCCUCAGAGACCUUCCUGCUGCUGUGCUGCUGCCGUUGGAGACUCUGCUGCAGCAGCAGCAACAGCAGCAGCAGCAACAGCAGCAGCAGCGGCAGCAGCAGCUCGACCGCGAAAAACUGCUUCAGCAGCAAAGACGGCAGAUUCAGUAUGGCUCAGAGGAACAGCAGCAGCAGGAGCAGCAGCAGCAACAGCAGCAGCAACAGCAGCAACAGCAGCAACAGAGAGACAAAUCCCAGUGGCAGCAGCGGCAGCAGAUUGUUUGCCCUCCGCCUGCUGCAGUUUUAAACAGCUUCUACUGCAUCGUUGUCUUCCUCCUUGAAAAGCGUAUUCGGCCUGCAGCAGCAGCAGCAGCAGCAGCAGCAGCAACAGAAGCAGCAGCAGCAGAAACUGCAUCAAAAGCACACGAGGAGGAGGAAGACCUGUCUCUGCUGCUGCAGCAUUAUUGCUGCGAACUCCCUUCAUACCCUCUCGAACUCUUUAUGCAUGCACAGCAGCAGCAGCUGCUGCUGCAACAGCAGCAGCAGCAGCAGGAAGAGAGACAAACGCCACUUGCUGCAGCAGCAGAAGGGGUACGAUCUGCACUACCGGAGGCAAUCGCCAGCUUUGCUGCUGCUGCUGCUGCCAGGGAUUUGCCUUUGCUGCUGCUGCAGUCCCUGUGGCGCUGCAUCUGCACAGCGGUGCUGCCUGCUGUCGAGCAGCAGCAGCAGCAGCAGCAGCAGCAGCAGGUCGACGGUGCAGUUGUAGACGAGCAGCAGAUUGCUGCAACUUCUCUAGCGAUGGCGCAGCACGUAGAACUCAAAGCAAUGCCGUUGCUGCUGCAGCUGCAGCUGCAGCAGCAGGAACAGCAGCAGCAGCAGGGUGUUGCGACUGCAUCGGCAGCAGCAACAGUAGCUGGGGCUCUGGUCAUUGUGCUGCUGCAGCAGAUAAGAAAGCACUUGGUGUGGACCUUUGGUGGAACGCAGCAGCAGCUGCAGCAGCAGCAGCAGCAACAGCAGCAUCCAGCAUCAUAUGAGAGCUUGAAGGCUCUAGACGCCUUAAUAAGGGCUGGCGAAGAGUGCCUGCUGCGCCUGCAGCUUCCUGCAGCAGCAGCAGCAGCAGCAACAGACGCAGCAGCAGCAGAUGCAGAUGCAGCAGCAACAGCGACAACAGCAAAUGCAGCAGCAGCAGCAGCAGCAGAAGCAGCAGAAGCAGCAGCAUCAGAUGUAUGCCCUUCCUUGAAGGGGAUCUUCAGUGCGCAGCAAGAGCUGCAGCAGCUGCUGCCGGUAGCAGCAGCAACACUUAGAGGUGGUUUUAUUGCUGCUGCAGAUAGCUCAACUGCAACAACUCUGCAGCAGCAGCAGCAGCAGCAGCGCCUAGCCUUCCAGCAAAUUGCUGUCAGGUUGCUGCUGCCGCUGCUGGGCCGAGCAGCAGCCACAGAAGCAGCAGCAGCAACAGCAGCAGCAGCACCACAUGCCUCGUCUGCUUGGGGAGCUGCAGCAGAGGCAAUCGUCCUCUCCUCCAGCACAGCAGCUGCUGCUGAUACUGCAGCAGCUGCAGCAGCACCAGCAGCAACAACAGCAGCAGAAGAAGCGCUGCAGCGGUGGUGUUGCAGUGUCUUCGCCCUGGGGCAGUUUGGGCGCCUCUGGCGGCGCUUUCAAGUGGAUGCAGCAGCAGCAGCAGCUGCUGCUGCUGGAGCAGCAGAUGCUGAGGCAGCAGCAGCAGCAGCAGCAGCAAGAACGGUGUUGCCUGCUGCAACUCAAAAUGCGUUGUCGAAGGUUUUGCUGCAACUCAUUAGAGAACUGCCCCUGCUGCUGCAGCAACUGCAGCAGCAGCAACAGCAGCAACAGCAGCCGCAGCAGUUGCAGUUGGUUUCGUUGCUGUUGCCUGAUUUGCUGCAAGUUCUCCUCAGCAGCUGCAGCAGCAGCAGCAGCAGCAAGGAGAACGGUGCUGCUGCUGCAGCAACCCAUAUGUUCAUCCUUCCGCAGCAGCUGGCAGCAGACGCAGCGUCGGACAUCGUACAGGCGCUGCUGCUGCUUCAGCAGCAGCAGCAGCAGCAGCAGCAGCAAGAGCACACCUACAUGCCUCCCUCAGGGGCUGCUGCUCUGAGGCAGUGUACAGACACCCUACGCCAAACGGUCGCCUCUCCAGAGCUGCUGCAUGCAUUACUCAGCAGCAGCAGCAGCAGCAGGCUCGAAGCAACCUGUAAUUCAGCUGCUGCUGCCUUGCUGCAGGAAUGCGCUCGUGGAUGGAAGCUGCCUGCUGCUGCUGCUGCUCUGCUGCUGCAGCUGCUGCAGUCGCUGAACGAAGCUGCGCGGGAGCAGCUCAAGCAGCAGCUACAAGAAGCAGCAGCAGCAGCAGCAGCAGAGGGCGAAGGCUGUGCAGUUACGCCCGCCGCGGUAGAAAGUCCUGCUGCUGCUGCUGCUGCUGCUGCUGUUACGCCCGAAGGCUGGGGAGCAGCAGCAGCACUUCUCGCAGCAGCAGAGUGCAGCAGCGCGGGGGCCUCUGGUGGUUUUAAGGUAGAGAUGAUAAAGGCGUUGCCGUUUAUUAGAAAAAUGCUGCUGCUGCUGCUGCUGCAGCCCCUCGCUACCAAUGGUCUGGGCAGCAACAGCUGCAGCAGCAGCAGCAACAGCAGCAGCAACAGCUGCGCAGCUGAGCGACAAUAUCGCUGUGCUUCAUUUUGCUGGAGGGCUUCUGUCGCCUUCCUCUGCAGGACUGCAGCAGCUGCAGCAGCAGCAGCAGCAGCAGAUGGUGGUGGUGCUGCUGCUGCAGACGAGGCACUCCGCCUGGCGAUCGAUGCAGCAGCAGCAGCAGCAACAGUAGCAGAUGAAGGCAAUGCAAAAGAAGUAAAGGAGGCUAUGCUUCUGCUGCUGCUAUGCGGACUGACAGUAGAAGCAGUUGAGGGCAGCAGCAGCAGCAGCAGCAGCAACAGCAGCAGCAGCAGCAGCAGACGCCGAGCCCACGGCCGGAAGCACAUGCACGGUGCAGCAAGAACCGCAGCAGGAGCAGCAGCUCCGGAUGCUGCUGCUGCUGCUGCUGGAGCUGCUGCCCGUGCAGCUCCAACGAAAGCAAGUCAAGAAGUGCGGGGAGCCCUCUGUUACCUGCUGCAGCAACAGCAGCAGGAGCAGCAACAGCAGCAGCAGCGGGUAGCUCUGCUGCGGUUGCUGCUGCAGCUGCUGCUUUCAUCAGCAGAAAAGGAGUAUGCGGAGGCCUCCAACGAAUUUGCUGCAGUAUCGCCGUUGCGUGUGAAGGCGCUCGUCUCUGCUGCUGCUGCUGCUGCUGCUGCUGCUGCUGCUGCUGCUGGAGGCGGAGCCAGGGGAGAAGGUUCUUCAUUAUCUUCCUUUUAUGUGCUGCAGUUGCUGCUGCAGUGCCUUGCUGCGUCAGGAGCAACGAACAGCAACGCAGCAUGCGUUGUAGCUGCUGCUGCCUCUCCUGCUGCUGCUGCUAUCUGUGUUGCUGCUGCAGCAGAUUACGGAGUGCUAUUUUCGCCUGCUGCUGCAGCAGCUGGUGCUGCUGCUGCUACUGCUGCAGCACCAGAUGAAGCGGAACAGCAGCAAAUGAAAAAGGACGCAGAGUUGCUGCUGCAGCAGGCCAUUGAAUUCUCUGCAGCAGCAAAGAAAGAAGCAGAAGCAGCAGCAACAGCAGCAGCAACAGCAACACAAAAUAGGAAGAGUCAAGAGGCAUGCGCUGCACUUUUGAGGGUUACUGCUGCUCUCACUGCUGCAGCAGAGGAAACCUUGCAGCAGCAGCAGCAGCAGCAGCAGCAGCAGCAGCAUGAACUGAUGCAGCAGCAGCAGCAGUUGCAGCAGCUUUUGCAAGAGCAGCGAGAGCUGUUUCACUUAGCAGCUACAGGCCUUCUAGCCUUCCCUCAGGGAGACAUUCAACAGCAGCAGCAGCAGCAGCAACUGCAGCAGCAGCAGCAGCAGCUGUUUUGCAGCGACGCAUUGUGUGCCUUGGGCGUUGUUGUCUAUCAGCCUGAAGAUUUGCUGCUAGAAGAGGAGGACGAGAAGCUGCUGCUGCAGCUGUUGCUGCAGCAUUUUGCUGCUGCUGCUCCGCUGCUGCUCUCCCCCAACGCCAGCAGCAGCAAACCACCGCUGGCGUUUGCACUGAAGCUGGCGGCACUGCAGCUCAGCAAACUGCAGCAGCAGCAGCAGCAGCAAGAGCAGCAAGAGCAGCAGCAGCAGCAGCACGCAUGCAGGCUGUUGGCUUCCCUAGUACAAAUUGCCCUUGCGGUGGACAGCUACCUAUGCCAGCAGCACGAGCAGCAACAGCAGCAGCAGCAGCAGCAGCAGCAGCACCAGCUGCAGCAGCUGCUGCAACGGCGGUAUUCAGAAGGUUUGUUGUUUAAUUUGUUGCAGGCUCUGCAGCAGGUGGAAGUGAAGACAGCAGCAGCAGCACGGCUUGCUGCUCCUCUACUGGGGUUGCGCUGGUUGCUGCUGCAGCAGCCUCUUAUGAGAAUACUUCGUAGCUUCCCUUGGGGUGUAUCUGCUACUGAAGACAGCAACUGGCUGCUGCUGCAGCGAGAAGCUCCUGCUGCAGAUGCUGCUGCAGGUGCUGUCCAGCAGGGAUCAGCAGCAGCAAUAGCAGCAGCAGGGGAUGCUGCUGCUGCGCAGCAGCAGACCUGCAGGCUUGUAGAGCUGGGGUGGAGUCGUGCAGUUGCCUGCAGCGAGGCAGCAGCAGCAGCAGCAACAGCUGCUGCUGCAGAGGGAAGUGGCAUGCAGCAGCAGCAGCAGCAGCAGCAAGCAGCAGCAGCAAAAAGCAAAGAAGAGAGACGAAGUUUACUUCAGAAGUUUGUGAGGGCAGCAGGAGACGAAAAUAUCGAACAGCCCGAAGAUACUGCAGCAGCAGAUGAACAUAGGCAGCAGCUGCAGCUACAGCUGCAUCAGCAGCAGCAGCAGCGGCGGCAGCAACAGCAGGAGGAGGAGGAGGAUUCGCCUCGCUGCAGCAGCGAUGAUGCAGCAGCAGCAGCAGCAGCUGAUGCUGCUGCUGCUGCUGUCUCUGAGGGUGAUGAUACGGACGAAGCCGUCGCAGCGGGGCUGCAGGUGCUGCUGCAGCUGCUGCAGCAGCUGCUGGGCAGCAGCUUCGCUGCGCUGCUGCUGGAGACGCAUGCAGUUGCUGCUCGGUUGCUUGCGGCGCAUGCACAAGAGGAUUCUGCAGCAGCAGCAGCAGCAGGGUCCACAACGAGCAGCAGCAGCAGCAGCUGCUGCAGCACGCAGGAGGAGGCGCUGCAGCGGCAAGCAGCUCUCUGCUUGAGGGGUUGGCUGUUAGCUCUUGAGACAACGGGUGCUGCUGCAGCUGCUUCUGAUGCAGCAGCAGCAGCAGCAGCUGCUGCUGCUGCUGACGGGGCUAGCAACGACGAGGGAGACUCGCAGCCUUUCGAGCUUAUGCUGCUGCAUGCAGCGCUUGAAAUUCGCCCUGCAGCAGCAGCAGCAGCAGCAGCAACACUGCAGCAGCAGAAGCAGACGGGGAAGGCCUCAACAGAAGAGCCCUUCAAGACCUAUCCUGCUGCUGCUGCUGCUGCAUGCAGCUGCGAUAGCUGCGUGCUGCUGCCGAAGCUGCGGGUGCUGUCUUUAGGCGAGGCCUUAGUGCAGCUGCUGUUUCAUGUGCUGACAAG